GGAAGGGUUUGGAGAAUCCUGAGGGAGCUGGGAAGGGUUUGGAGAAUCCUGAGGGAGCUGGGGAAGGGUUUGGAGAAUCCUGAGGGAUCUGGGAAGGGUUUGGAGAAUCCUGAGGGAGCUGGGAAGGCUCAGGCUGGAGAAAAGGAGGCUCAGGGGGAAUUCCUGGCUCUGCACAAGUCCCUGCCAGGAGGGGACAGCCGGGGGGGAUUUGGGAUGUUAUCGCAGGGAACAGGGACAGGAGGAGAGGGAACGGCCUCAGGCUGGGCCAGGGGAGGCUCAGCUUGGACAGCAGCAGGAAUUUCCUCAUGGAAAAGGUUGGAAAGGGCUGCCCAGGGAGGUUUGGAGGUACCCAAGGAAUUCCUGGACGUGUCACUCCCCACUCAGGGCACCGAUCGGGCACAGCUCAGCCCAUCCUUGCCAGGAUCCACCCUCACCCACUCCAUAAUCCCAUUUCCCAGCAUUUCCCCCUUCCCACCAUCCACCAUGGAGCUUCCCAGCACCAAAGACUUCCACUGGAAGCGCCUGGCUCCGCUGCCGAGCCGCCGGGUGUACUCCACGCUGGUGGAGGCGGGCGGGCAGGUCUUCGCCGUGGGCGGCUGCGACGACAACGGCGUCCCCGUGGAUUCCUUCGAGGUUUAUUCCCCCGAGGCCGACCGGUGGGCGCCGCUGCCCGCCAUGCCCACGGCCAGGGCCGGCGUGGCCGUCACCGUGCUGGGCAAGAGGAUCAUGGUGAUCGGCGGUGUGGGCGCCGACCAGCUGCCGCUGAAGGUGGUGGAGAUGUACAACACGGAUGAAGGGCGCUGGAGGAAGCGCAGCUCGCUGCGAGAGGCGGCCAUGGGCAUCUCAGUGACGGCCAAAGAUUACAGGGUGUACGCCGCGGGCGGGAUGGGCUCGGACCUGCGGCCCCACAACUUCCUGCAGCACUAUGACGUGCUCAAGGACAUCUGGGUGUCCCUGGCUGCCAUGCCCACGCCCCGCUACGCGGCCACGUCCGUCCUGAGGGGCACCAAGAUCUACGUGCUGGGGGGAAGGCAAUCCAAGUACGCCGUCAACGCCUUCGAGGUCUUCGACACGGACACCCGGUCUUGGACCAAAUUCCCCAGCAUUCCCAACAAAAGAGCCUUCUCCAGCUUCGUGGCCACAGAGGAAAAGCUCUUCAGCCUCGGGGGGCUGCGCCAGGGCCGGCUCUACCGGCAGCCCAAGUUCAUGAGGACCGUGGAUGUGUUCGACCUCGAGCAAGGUGGGUGGAUGAAGAUGGAGCGCUCCUGCUACCUGAAGAAAAGGCGAGCAGACUUUGUGGCCGGCUACCUGCGAGGCAGAGUUGUCGUGGCUGGGGGCCUGGGGAAUCAGCCGACGGUGCUGGAGUCGGCAGAGGCUUUCCACCCGGAGAAGAACAAGUGGGAGAGCCUCCCCCCCAUGCCCACCCCGCGCUGCGCCUGCUCCAGCAUCGCGCUGCGGGACUGCCUGCUGGCCGUGGGCGGCGUCAGCCAGGGGCUCAGCACGGCCGUGGAGGCCCUGUGCCUGUCCGAUUCCUGAUCCCAUGUGGAACAGCUCCUGUGUCUGUCCGAUUCCUGAUCCCACCUGGAGCAGAUCCCUGUCCUGUCCGAUUCCUGAUCCCACCUGGAGCAGAUCCCUGUCCGA
Molecule: messenger RNA, 1641 nt
Organism: Poecile atricapillus (Black-capped chickadee)
Lineage: Eukaryota; Metazoa; Chordata; Aves; Passeriformes; Paridae
Gene: KLHDC8A
Product: kelch domain containing 8A
Exons: 5
Coding region: 214-1536 (440 amino acids)
Molecular function (GO): protein binding
Source: RefSeq, a predicted model, not a curated record